Messenger RNA from Knipowitschia caucasica, 309 nucleotides. The record is from the annotation of a GenBank genome assembly. NCBI's taxonomy places the organism in Eukaryota, Metazoa, Chordata, Actinopteri, Gobiiformes, Gobiidae.
AUGCCUGAUUUAACAUGGCUCUUUUGUUGGCCGCCUCUUUGUCCCGGAGCCCUUUCUCACCGCGCAGGGGGCUCUCAUUGUGGCCGGGGCCGCGAGCCAAUCACGGGCCGGUAUUAUCCCUCCGUGACGGCGUGUCUUUGGGCAAGACGGUCGGGCUGUCAGCUCUGUGUCCCAGGAGCAGAGGCACAGGCAGGGGCCACCUCCUCCACGGCUCCUCACCUCCGCUACGGCAUGCCAGGGCUGGAGGGUAGCAACCCAGGGAGAGAGGGAGAGAGGGAGGGGGGCUGGUUGAGGGAGAGAGGGGGAUAG